This is a messenger RNA of Pyrgilauda ruficollis (rufous-necked snowfinch), 3096 nucleotides long. RefSeq names its product mesoderm induction early response protein 3-like. The transcript is spliced from 13 exons. The coding region runs from base 733 to 2313 and encodes 526 amino acids. The record is from RefSeq and is a predicted model, not a curated record. Gene Ontology annotation, molecular function: transcription corepressor activity; histone deacetylase binding. Gene Ontology annotation, biological process: negative regulation of transcription by RNA polymerase II. Gene Ontology annotation, cellular component: nucleoplasm. NCBI's taxonomy places the organism in Eukaryota, Metazoa, Chordata, Aves, Passeriformes, Passeridae.
ACAUUUUGUUUUCUGCUUCAGACACUUAGGAUGCAAGGUGUUAGCAUAACUACUCCACACCAGCACUUAGGAAGGGGCUCAAUACGGAGUGAAGAGCAAGCCACAAACCAGGGUAUUAAUUGGCUGCAGAGUAAUGUUUCCGCACAGUAUUCCCGGCCCCGGAACAGGACUGUAAGUCGCAGUAGUCACAGACAAGCUGAUUCAGACAGGCGCGGCAUGGUGCCCAAACCAGGGGACGUCCGAGGUACCUUGGCUCCAGCCGGCCUCAGAGCCCCAGCGACUCCCGCUCACCUCGCCCCGUGACGGGCAACUUCUGCUGGCCGAGGCUUCCCCGGGCGGGCGGCGAGGCGAGGACAGUAGCGGGGGCCGCGCCCCUCAAGCCUAAGCUCCGCGGCGGGCGUCCAGCGCCCUGUCCAGGCCGGGCAGGCAGAGUGCCUUCGCUAGCCAGGGAGGGAGGCCGCGGCGCCGCUGGAGGCGGGGUCCCGACACUACCUCCUCCGCCCCAGUUAAGUCCUGCCGAUCUCUCCGUUUACUUCACUCUCUGGCUAUCUCCGGCUAGAACUCGGCGGCUGCCAUUGGCUUGGCGGCCUCAUCCGGGCACUCGGCGCAACGCUAUUGCUCAGCUCGAUCGUCCCAAUAUGGCGGAGGCUUCCUUUGGGAGUUCGAGCCCAGGGUUUUUUGAUAGUUGGCUCUUUAUCCUCUGAGGAUCAUGACUUUGACCCUUCUGCUGAAAUGCUGGUACAUGAUUAUGAUGAUGAACGAACUCUUGAUGAAGAGGAGGAAAUGAUGGAAGAAAACAAAAAUUUCAGCUCUGAAAUUGAAGAUUUAGAAAAGGAAGGAAACAUGCCAUUGGAAGAUUUGCUGGCAUUUUAUGGCUAUGAACCCACAAUUCCAGUUAUGGCUGGUUCCAGUGUGGAUAGCUCUCCAAGUGAACUUGCAGAUGAGCUUCCAGAUAUGACUCUGGAUAAAGAGGAAAUAGCUAAAGACCUCUUGUCAGGUGAUGAUGAAGAAACACAGUCCUCUGCUGAUGACUUGACACCAUCAGUUACUUCACAUGAGGCUACUGACUUCUUUCCUCGGCCAUUAAGAUCAAACACUACGUGUGAUGGAGAUAAGGAAUCGGAUGGUGAAGACAUAGAGGCAGACAAUGGUAAUUCAUCUGAAGAUUUGAGAAAGGAAAUAAAAGUUGGUUCACAGUAUCAGGCUGAAAUUCCACCUUACCUUGGCAGAUACAGUAAUAAUGAAAAGGCCUAUGAAAAUGAAGACCAUUUACUUUGGAAACCUGAUGUGAUCUCAGAAAGUAAAGUUAAAGAAUACCUUUUUGAAACCUCCUUAAGAGCAGGAAAUGAAAAUAUGAUUGACAGAAUUCCUGAAGGACUACAUACACGUGACAAUGAACAAGCACUAUAUGAACUUCUCAAAAGUAGCCAUAAUGUUAAAGAAGCAACUGAGAGAUACUGCUCAAAUGGAAAGGCAUCUCAGGAAGAGAUGACAGCAUGGACAGAAGAAGAAUGCAGAAGCUUUGAACAUGCACUUUUGAUUUAUGGGAAAGACUUUCAUCUCAUACAGAAAAACAAGGUAAGAACCAGAACAGUUGCUGAGUGUGUGGCUUUCUACUACAUGUGGAAAAAAUCAGAACGUUAUGAUUACUUUGCUCAGCAAACAAGAUUUGGAAAGAAGAGGUAUAACCAUCAUCCUGGAGUUACGGACUACAUGGAUCGUUUGGUAGAUGAAGCAGAAGCUCUUGGUGGAGCAGUACAUUCUUCAGCCUUAACAUCUAAUACUCGAACAGAAAGCAUUCCUGAUCAACAGCUAAGCCUUCUGAACUCUAUCACUGCCAAUGAGUUGACAGCACUGACAAACACUGUAGCUACAGUCUGUCACACUUCGGCUGUGAACUGCCUGGAUGAUGCCUUCCCUCCUAUGGACAGCUUACCCCGAGCACCAGUAGUUAAUCAUGUGCCUGUUGGAACAGAAGAAUUGCUUAACUUGCCUAGCAAUGGUGAAAGUGAUUGUUUUAAUUUAUUUGAGACUGGCUUUUAUCAUUCAGAGCUAAACCAAAUGAACAUGUGCAGUGAGGAAGCAGAGAGACCUGCGAAGAGACUGAAAAUGGGGAUUGCUGUCCCAGAAUCUUUCAUGAAUGAUGUCUCUGUAAAUAACCUUGGUGUGGACUUUGAGAACCACACACACCAUAUUGCCAGUGCCAAAAUGGCUGUUUCAGUGGCUGACUUCAGCAGUCUAUCUGCAAAUGAGACAAAUGGUUUUAUAAAUACCCAUACUCUUCACCAACAUACUGCCCUUCACUCAGAAUGACUGUGGAAAACUAAAGAGUGGGUACUUUAUGCAGUAGUAGUAAACUUGAUGGGAACUAUCAGGUUUGCUUAAUCUUUCACUGGAAGUUUGAACUUUGACAUCAGUGAUGUCUUUUUAUGUAUAGAACUAUAUCUUGAUUUACCAAGAGUAAUUUCUUUUUUCAGUCCAUAAAUGUGGAAAUGUUUGGCAGAGUUUGGAACUAAGAGAACUCUGUGGUGCAGCUUUAGGCUCUGCUUCAAAUUUAUUUUAAAGCCUGUAGAGAGAGGCCACCAUUUCAAAACCAGCACGGAAGUUCUGAACUGAUUGGAGUGGCUUUUUAGUCAAAGUUACUUUUGCCAUAAUGGAUGCAGUGUAAUAACAGUGUUUACAGGUACCAUUCCUGAUCCCUGCUCAAUGUAGCAUUUUAAUUUUUUUUUUUCUUAUAAAGGCAGGGAUGGAUUUCUUUAACUUAAACUGCACAAACAUAAAAGGAUGUUUUUUAAAUGGAACCUUCUCUCAUGUGAUACUAAAUUAGAGCACUUCAGUUUAACAAAAACCAGCAAUUUCAUCUUGGUGGAAGCUAGCACAAGAGACAUAACAUGAAUAAAUUAUGAAGACCUACACUUGGAGGCUGUUGCAAAAUUAUAGGCCAUGACUACCUUACACAGAAGUAAUUAUGCUGCCAGAGGUAUCUGUGUACUUUAAACUUACUGGCUUAAACAGAUAUAUUUUAGGCUAUUGUAUUCAGAUGAGUUUUGUCCACAACUUUGAAGAUUAAUGCACCUGUGUAACUUAACUUUCCUA